AUGUCAAUGAAAAAAUUUAAAGAUCUGUCUUCAUUCGGCUUCACCUUCACCAGUCGUGCAGGUGAAAAAGCGACAGUAACAGUUUUGAAUGGAAACAUAAACAGUAAUAUUGAUACAAAUGAAGUAGCAACAAAUAUUUCAGUUGGUACUUCUGAUUCGAUUCUUGUUUCUUCGAUCAACAAUCAUUUAUCUCCAAAUAAACAAUCAGAAGCAACAUUACCAGAAGCCACAUCAAGUUUAGAUUCGAUGGAAUUGAAAAAUGAUAUUGGAAAUUAUAUACAUAAUCGAUUAAACUUAUCGAAUGAAUUACGAUACUUAUUAGAUGACAACAAACCAUGGCUCGUUUACUCACCGUCGAAGAGUGGUCUUUUCUGUGUACCUUGUGUUUUAUUUGCCGAAGCAGCUGGUAAUAAUUACUUGGGUUCUUUUGUUCUUUCUCCAUGUCAACAAGAUGGUUAUAUUCGUUCAUUACUUCGCUAUCGAAUUGAUGCUGGUGAUUCAAUGUUAGCAAACCAUCUAUCAACAGCUAGCAAAACUGCCACAUAUAUCUCGAAGACAACACAGAACGAAUUAAUCGAAAUUUAUGGUGACUUAAUUCGAGAACAAAUACUUGCUGAAGUAAAGCAUGCUACAUUCUUCACUAUAAUCGGCGAUGAAACUACUGAUGUUAACACUAUCGAACAAUUUACAUUUUGUCUUCGUUACUUAUUUGAAAAUAAAGUUCAUGAAAAAUUUAUUAGUUUUUUACCAGCUGAAGAUCGAACUGGUGAAGGUUUAGCCCGGCUGAUUCUUGAAGAAAUAAAAAAUCUUGGUCUUAAUCCGAAUUUCAUGGUAGGCCAGGCGUAUGAUGGAUGUUCCCCAAUGUCUGGAAAAUUUAAGGGUUGUCAUGCAUAUAUUCAAAAAUUAUUUUCAACAGCACUUUAUCUUCAGUGUGCACCACAUAGUCUUAACUUGGCAAUAUCAGACUCGUGUUUUAUUAUUAUUAUUCAAAAUUGCAUUGGUUCUAUAAAGGAAAUCUACAAUUAUUUCAAUUCAUCGUCGAAACGAACAUUAUAUCUCAAACAUAUAAUAAACAAUUCAAAUAAAAAAAAAUUAGCAAGUGCUUGUGAUACAAGAUGGGUGGAAAGGCAUGAUGCUGUGAUUACAUUUCGACAAUUGUACCCGUUCAUUUUGACUUGUUUUGAAAAAAUUGUCGAAGAAGAAACAGGUAAAAAUCAAACAUCAGCAUUUAACUAUUUAAAAAAUAUUCAAAGUUCUUGUUUUAUUAUUUCAUUAUGCAUAUUAAAACAAUGUUUAUCUAUGACUUUGCCUAUCGCUGCUGGAUUACAAGCACCAGACAAUGACAUUAUGGAUUGCAAGCGUUUAGUAGACGACGUCUUGUUCAUGUUCAAACAAAUGAGAAAUGAAAAAUUGAAUGAAGAAUAUGGUGAAAUACUUUCUGAAGUCAAACAGUUGUGUGAAUUCUCAGGUACUCAAUUGACGGUAAUGCGAGGAGUUGGUCGACAAAUGUAUCGGCCAACUGCACCAGCACAAACACCGGAAGAAUAUUAUCGAGUCAACUUAUUUAUCCCUAUUAUGGAUCAUUUCAUUGUAUCUUUAACUAACCGAUUUAGUGCUCAUCAAUGGAUGGCUUAUCAUGUGUCGAUCCUUGUUCCAUCAAUGAUUGAACAUAAGUCUUUCAAUGAUUUGAAAGACUCUAUUACUUUUUACGAAGCUUAUUUACCAUCACCAAAUUUAAUUAAAGGAGAAUUCCAAUUAUACAAACGAAAAUGA
Rotaria sp. Silwood1 is the source of this 1773-nucleotide messenger RNA. The record is from the annotation of a GenBank genome assembly. NCBI's taxonomy places the organism in Eukaryota, Metazoa, Rotifera, Eurotatoria, Philodinida, Philodinidae.